CUCCAUGUCCUUUCUUCCCUCACAGUUUUACCCUAUUUCUCUGCCAUCACGCAAUUUUCCCCUUUCCCCUUUUUGUGGGUUUCAACUUAUUCUUCAUAAAGUCGACAUUUUUAUAACUCAUAACCCAUAAGUAUUUGCUUGCUUCCUCUGUUUCUUGUCUCUUUGGGUUAUCUCAGAUUCUGAGAAAAAAAAAUCUGUCUCUUUCCAUGGCUCCUCAUCUUCUUCCUCUUCUUCUCCUUACUCUUUUCGUUCUUGCUUCAGCUUCUUCCCCCUCUGCUCCAGCUGAUGAAGGUGCAUAUAUUGGAGUAAACAUAGGCACUGAUCUUUCUGACAUGCCACAUCCGACACAAGUUGUUGCUCUCCUAAAAGCUCAGCAAAUCCGACAUAUCCGCUUAUACGACGCUGAUCCAGGGAUGCUAAUAGCUCUAGCAAACUCAGGGAUCAAAGUCAUUAUCACAAUCCCUAACGACCAGCUUCUCGGCAUUGGUCAGUCCAACUCAACCGCAGCCAAUUGGGUUAAACGCAACGUCAUCGCUCAUUACCCCGCGACCACUAUCACCGCAAUUUCUGUCGGCACCGAGGUCCUAACCAGUCUCCCAAACGCAGCACCUCUACUAGUCAGCGCCAUUAAAAACAUUCACUCCGCUUUGCUCUCCUCGAAUCUCGACCGUUUGAUCAAAGUCUCUACUCCUCUAUCCACUUCCUUGAUCCUCGACCCUUUCCCUCCCUCCCAAGCCUUCUUUAACCGGUCUUUAAACCCGGUUAUCGUCCCGUUACUCAGCUUCCUCCAGUCAACGAACUCAUACCUAAUGAUCAACAUCUAUCCCUACUACGACUACAUGCAAUCAAACGGCGUGAUUCCUCUAGACUACGCCCUCUUCAAACCCAUCCCUCCGAACAAAGAAGCCGUCGACGCAAACACUCUCGUCCACUACUCAAACGCCUUCGACGCGAUGGUGGACGCUACUUACUUCGCCAUGGCGUUCCUCAACUUCACGAACAUCCCCGUUCUCGUAACCGAGUCGGGCUGGCCUUCGAAAGGCGAAACCAACGAGCCCGACGCCACGCUAGACAACGCCAACACGUACAACAGCAACCUCAUAAGACACGUCCUCAACAAGACCGGGACUCCCAAGCGUCCCGGAAUCGCCGUGAGCACUUACAUAUACGAGCUUUACAAUGAGGACACGAAGGCGGGGUCUUUGUCGGAGAAGAGCUGGGGUCUGUUUAACGCUAACGGUGACCCGGUUUACGUACUGAGGCUGACUAACUCGGGGUCGGUUCUGUCGAAUGAUACGACGAACCAGACGUACUGUACUGCGAGAGAAGGUGCUGAUCCGAAGAUGCUUCAGGCUGCUCUUGAUUGGGCCUGUGGGCCUGGGAAGAUUGAUUGUUCGCCUAUCAAGCAAGGAGAGGCUUGUUAUGACCCUGAUAAUGUGGUUGCUCAUGCUAACUAUGCGUUUGAUACUUAUUAUCAUCAGACUGGGAAUAAUCCCGAAGCUUGCAACUUCAAUGGUGUUGCUAGUAUCACCACUACAGAUCCGAGUCAUGGUUCAUGUGUGUUUGAAGGAAGCCGCGGUGGUGGUAAGAACGGGACCUCUGUGAACAUAACGGCACCAUCAGCGAAUUCAACGAGCUCUGGAGUGGGGAGUGAUUUGUAUUACAGUCGGGGAAUGUGGAGCGUUUUUACUGUGAUUUUGAACCUUGUUGCUUUCUUGUAAGAGAAUCUUUCGGACAUUGAGCUUUUUUAACUUGUUAGGUUGGGAAUUGGAGUUAAGAUUUGUGUUGGAUUCAAUUUUGUACACAACGAAAAACCAAAAAAAAAAAAACAUUUUUAAUGGUC
Messenger RNA from Raphanus sativus (radish), 1843 nucleotides. RefSeq names its product glucan endo-1,3-beta-glucosidase 2. The coding region runs from base 207 to 1721 and encodes 504 amino acids. Gene Ontology annotation, molecular function: hydrolase activity, hydrolyzing O-glycosyl compounds. Gene Ontology annotation, biological process: carbohydrate metabolic process. The record is from RefSeq and is a predicted model, not a curated record. NCBI's taxonomy places the organism in Eukaryota, Viridiplantae, Streptophyta, Magnoliopsida, Brassicales, Brassicaceae. The transcript is spliced from 4 exons. Gene Ontology annotation, cellular component: plasma membrane.